AUGACAGUUCCGAAAUCUGCAGUGACGCCCGGAACGGGUCUUGCCGCGGCGCAAACCAAAAACCCGUCGUCGUGGGACCCACAAGACGACGUGCUCUUGAGGCACCUAAAAGAGAUUAAAAAGCUGGGCUGGAAAGAGAUCGCCCAAUACUUCAAAAAUCGAACGCCUAACGCGUGUCAGUUUCGCUGGCGAAGACUGAGGUCCGGAAACCUCAAAACGGUCGGCAAAUCGCCGGAAAACUCCGAUGACACGAUUGUUGGCACUCCGGGAGCAAAUCUUCAAGCAUCCCAGACCGUUCAAAUAACACAAACAGCACCUGCUACAGUAGCUGGUACCGCAGGUCAAGCGCUACCAGUCCCAGCUCCAGCUUCGGCUUCAAGUCAAUCUACGGCUUCUUUAGCAGGGCCAGUACCAGUUGUGAGCUCUUUCGUUAGUACCUCACCUGCUGCCGGUUUGCCUGUGGCAUUCAAACCCCCUGCCGUCAAUCUAUCGCAACCUGCGCUCGGAUACAUCCCACACCAGCACUUGGCACCACAGCCAGCAAUGCAACCAAGAUCCCAGUCUCAUUCUAGUGCGAGCUCAGACAAAUUCAUUAAACCCAGAUCCUAUUCCCAUACGGUGGCUCCGCCAUCAGGCUUCUUACAUUCCUCCUCUGCUAGUCAUUUGCCUAUUGAAGUAAGUAAAGCCAACGAAGACGAGAACCUUGGUCUGAUACCUAAAGUACUGGUCCGUUCCAGGCGCGCCUCUGUUGCUCAGCAACCACCACACAUGGUGUCGUCAAUGCCAACUUUGUCUUCCGGCUCGAACACAAGCAACCUUUCCGUCGCAUUGAACACGACAUUGAACACGUCCAAGCUUCGUAAGAAUUCGUUUUCUUCACGGCCAAGACGUUCAUCUUUCAACAUGGCGCCUCCUGACCGUAUUUUUUCAAGUCCAUCACGGAGAGGUUCAGUUGUUCAAGCACCUCCCUCGGUAGCUUCCGUUACUCGGCGCGAGAGUUUUAACAACACUAAUUCUCGGCGGGGAUCUGCAAUUCAAUCGAGAAGAGAAAGUUUCGUACAGGCGCCUUUUGACAGACGAGAAUCGGUGUCAAAUUAUACCGAUGUACCAAGACCAAACUUUCAUAGUUUCGCGCCCGCUACGGGCACAUCGUUGAAUCAAACCGUCUUCUCCAAGGACGUAUUGAGCUGGUCUCUAGAUGAGGACAAACUGCUAUAUAAGAGACAAGAAAAGCAUUUGUCUUUGGACGAACUGAGUAUUUUGCUGCCUCAUAGAUCAGAGGAAGAAAUUCAAUGGAGAAUAGGCGCUUUAGACCGCAGAACGUCUUCAUCGUCUAGCUCUCCUUUGGAUACUCCUGAAAGAUCACUCACCGAAGAUACAGCGAUAGAAGAAGAAAUUACUGCGGCAAAUGAUGGUGGUCCACGGCAACCAUCUCAAGGCAUUUUCGAUGUAAAAAAAGAAGUGUCCCCGUCGUUGUCGCUCUCCUCCGAUUCCAAUGAUAGAGAACACUCGCCCGUUUUCUCUCCUCAUCCUAUUAACAGAGAUCAAUCACCAGCAACUUUUGAUAGCUCUACGAAACCUGGGGUGAGUAAGCCUCUCGAUGGAUCGAACUAUAACUGUCUGAGUGACCUUGAUGGUCAUCGUAGCCAUUCAUAUUCUACCAUCAAUGAUCAUGGGGCUAGCACUGGGCAUGGAGCUCCAUUGCCCAGCCUCAAUAGUCUUUUUAAAAACAUACUCUAG
This is a messenger RNA of Lachancea nothofagi CBS 11611, 1740 nucleotides long. The record is from the annotation of a GenBank genome assembly. Lineage: Eukaryota; Fungi; Ascomycota; Saccharomycetes; Saccharomycetales; Saccharomycetaceae.